UUUGAAAAACUUGGUGAUUACUUUACAGAAAACUGUGGUUCACAAGUCUUUUUGAUUCUGUACAUUGUGUUGCCUAUAGUAGCUUUAGGCCUUAUAGUUGGUGGGGUGACUCUGUACCUGUGUAAGAAGAGAAACUCAGCUGAUUUUGGAAGCAAGACUGACACAGAGAAGUCCCCCUCUCAUGAACAACCACGCUAUAUGGCGAGAAAUAUGGAUAUCAUGGCUUCAACUUCAAACCAAGGUCCAAGGCAAGAAUAUGAAAAUGUUUUUAUUGGUCACCUGCAAACAAAACCUCAUGAUUACUCAAAAGAAAAAUGCAGACCAGAAGCACCAAGUAAACAAACCAUGGAAGAAGGCAUCUAUUUAGAGAGUGAUGUCAAUGAGGGCAAUCAACCAAUUUACAGCAACACGCAAGGAGUAUAUUACAACUAUUGUAAUCAAGGUGAUAUUGGUAUAAACAAAGAAGAUGAUGAUGUGUAUAUUUUACCUGAUCACUGA
Staurois parvus is the source of this 498-nucleotide messenger RNA. The record is from the annotation of a GenBank genome assembly. Lineage: Eukaryota; Metazoa; Chordata; Amphibia; Anura; Ranidae.